AAGGUAUGUGUAUGUAGAUAAACGUAGAGAACGUUAGGUUGUUUUUAUCUAGCCAAUCCUUGCUGUCGGGGGUGUAUUUUGAUAUUUAUUUCGUGAGAAACAAUAGUGGUGCAAAUUUCGGCUUGCGCUUUAGGUUAGGUCCUUUUAGCGCAGCUUUCGAAACUGUGCGAAAUCAGUGCGGAUAUUCUGAUAUCGACUUUUUUGCGAGAGUGCCGUAAGUUGGUGAGAACAGCUAGAGUAGAGGUCGUCGCGACGCGUUCCUUUUGAAUAUAAUUGCUAAAAGUCCGGGUUUUCGAAGCGCAUUGUAUAUAUUCCAGACUUUACGCGACGUACUACAAGCUAAGCUUCAUUUUAGUCGAUAUUUUUGCUGCAGAGUGGUGUAAUUUCGCAGAUGGCAUAGAAAUUUUUUGAAUAAUCAUUUAAAUUCGCGAGGUAAAUUGUUUUUAACUAUCGGUUAUUUUACCAAAGUAUGGUGUGAUGAGGCGUGAGAAGGACGACAGACGUGAAGUUAUGAAGAAGUUCACAUUUAAAGGCGUUCUAGACAAUUUCCGCAACUCUGUUGCUCAACCCUCCAGACAAGAUCAAGAGAUCCAAGAAACUCUCAAAUCAGAUCACUUCCAAAUUAAGAGGACUUUUCGUCAUGGCUUCCCUUUUCAACCAACCGCAAUGGCGUACGAUCCCGUUCAAAAACUGUUGGCUAUAGGUUCAAAAUGCGGCUCUCUCAGGAUAUUGGGUCAACCGGGAGUCGACGUUCAUGUCCGACACGAUAUGGAUGGUCCCCCGGGCUCCGCUGCCGUCCUCCACCUCCAAUUUCUCGUCAACGAGGGAGCACUUAUUUCAGCAACAGCAGACGAUACACUGCAUUUGUGGAAUUUUCGACAAAGGAUCCCGCAAAUUGUACAAAGUCUUAAAUUCCAAAAGGAUAGAAUUACCUACAUGCACCUUCCCUUACAGUCGAAAUGGCUUUAUGUUGGCAGCGAAAGAGGAAACGUCCAUGUAAUUCAAAUAGAAAACUUCAAUCUUUCCGGUUAUGUAAUUAACUGGAAUAAAACUAUUGAAGCGUCUCGUAAAACACAUCCCGGGGCAAUAGUACAUUUAAGUGAUAACCCUUUAGACGCUAGUAAAUUGUUGAUAGGUUUUGAUUCAGGUCAAGUUGUCUUAUGGGAUCUUAAGAAUAAAAUGGUCGAUAUGAGGUGGUUAACCAGUGAAUUAAGAUCUAUCUCGUGGCAUUACGAAGGAAAACAAUUUAUGUGUUCACACACAGACGGAACUUUAACCACGUGGAGCUUGAAAUCACCUACUAAAUAUAUUCAUAUAUCGCAACCUCAUGCGAAAUUUACCAAAGAUGGGAAACCAGAGCAAUGCAGACCUAUUUCGAAAGUUGAAUGGAAGACGUCUAGAACGGGGGAAUAUUACGUGAUAUUUUCUGGUGGAAUGCCUUAUGACCAAGCUAGUAGAACACCUUGUAUAACAGUUGUAUAUAGUAAAACGACAACAGUUCUAGAAAUGGAACAUAAUGUUAUCGAUUUUAUCAUACUUUGCGAAUCACCUUAUGCCAGUGAGCUUCAAGAACCUUACGGGAUCAUCGCUCUCCUUCAAAACGAUUUGGUGAUAAUGGAUUUACAAACUCCGGGCUUUCCAUGUCUAGAAAAUCCUUAUCCCAUGGAUAUUCACGAAUCUCCAGUAACUUGUUGCAGUUAUUUGGCAGACUGCCCCGCCGAUCUUAUACCCGCUUUUUAUUCAGUAGGAAGAGCGGGAGCAAUGAAAAGAUCGGGUUUUUCCGAAAUGGAUUGGCCGGUUAGUGGUGGCACUUGGCCGGCCCACGCAUGUACGUACGCCGAAAUAAUCAUGACGGGGCAUUCCGAUGGGAGUAUAAAAUUUUGGGACGCUAGCGCCGGUACUUUACAAGUAUUAUAUAAAUUGAAGACUGCCAAAGUUUUCGAAAAACCCAAAGCUAGAUCGUUAGAAUCGGAAGAUGAACCUUUCGCUAUUGAAAUAAUUUCCUUGUGUCCGGAAUCGAGGAAAUUGUGUGUAGCCGGUGCUUCGAGUCACGUCAUACUUUUUACGUAUAAAAAAACGGAUAGUUUCGAUGAGGUAACGGUUUUAGAGAUACCUAUCACGUACGAAGUACCGGAUGAAGGGGAAAUAUCACCAGAUUGUCAAUUUUCUGGACCUGGGAGUGCUGGAUCCGGUAACAAAUUGGAUAUGUUAGAUAUAGACAGUAAAAGGGACGGUUCAUUACUAAAGGUAAAAACCGGCAACCAAAAGAAACUUCCCGGUUUUCAAGCUCAGCUAGUUUGUCUAACUCCGUGGAAUAAUGGGGAGCCUCCUAGUCACAUUUCCGCUCUAACCGUCAAUAGUUCAUACGGGCUUAUGGCGUAUGGAAAUGAGGCUGGUAUAGUGAUAAUAGAUAUAGAACAGAAAGUGUGUCUUUUGAAUGUCGGUAGUCCAGAUAUGUACGGAGCUCAAGAUCCUUAUUCCCGUGUACCGAGAAGUCCGAAAAAAGGUCAGUUAGCAGCAGAAACAGGAAAUGUUUAUUCCGAUAAAGAAGAUAGACAACCUCGAAGUCCCAGCAUAGAUCAGAUGGGAAGAUCCCCAGAAAGUCCAUUUUCCUUUGCCCCUUGCCCCACACCUGUAGAGCAAGCUUGCGAAGCAAUCGAAGAAGAGAAAGCUGUACCUAUACCUCAAAAUCGACGGAAAUCUUCGACUUGGAAAGGGUUCAAUUUAAAGCGCCAAUUAUCAAAAGUCGAUAUCAAAAUUAAAAAUCCCCUAAAAGAAAAAAGGGGAAGUAUAUUUUAUAAUGACGUUACCUCGUAUCAAGACAAUUUUGACAAUCUCGAAGAGACUGAAACUUCUCCGGAAUCCGAUGAAAAUACCAUAAUAGACAAUCAAAGUGUCAUAGAUCUAACAGUGAAACAAGAAAAUCAAGAGACGAAUAUUACAAAUAUAAAACGUUCUGAAGAAGACAUCUUAAAUUUGUCACCCGAGGAAGAACCAGCCGUUCCAUUUUUAGUAGGGUCUUUAGGUAGUUAUAAUGAGCACAAUAGAAAUAAACCUUCAAUUUCGAGACCCGAUAAUUUAGAAUUGACGGGAGAUGAUGGUUCACCCGUAAGACCACCGAGGCACAAAAAGAAACAACAAAUAGACAAAAGGGACCAACGAUUACUUUCUGUGCCUAAUAUCAAAUUCCAGAAGGCAGACGCUCAGAAUUAUAAAGAUUUGAGGGACAAAGAAGAAGUGAACGCGACCAGUCCUCAACCCACAUUCACCGGAAAUCUCAUGAGACGUUUCAGAGAUACAAGCAUAUCGAAAGUUCUUUGUAAUUGUGUAUCAGACAAGUUAGAUAGCUCGUUCUCAAGAUCGAGAUCGUCGUCGAUGAGCUCCUUGGAGAACAUCACAUCAGAAUCGAUACAGUGUUUAGCGUUCGUCGAUUCAUACACCAAAAAAUCAGAACCAUCAACGCUGACGCCGACGCUAUGGGUAGGAACAAGUCUAGGAUCUGUUAUAACAAUAUAUAUAACACCACCAGAUGUCGAUAGCCGUUCGUCCCAGCCCGUGGUGGUGUCGUUAGUCGGAGCGACGAUAUUCAGAUUGAAAGGUUCAAUACUGACAAUGUCGUUUUUAGAUUGUAAUGGCUCACUGAUACCCUACUCAUUCGAAUCGUGGAAGGACGAACAGAAAGAAAAGAGAGACAGAACACCAACUAGAAAUAAUUCACGAAUGAGUCCAACUUUGAUUGGAUCUGAUGCUAUUCGAAAUGACAAUUUAUCAGACAGACAAUUUGUGGUUAUGGCUAGUGAAAAACAAGCAAGGGUUGUAGCUCUUCCGUCUCAAACUUGCGUCUAUAGGCAACAACUGGCCGAUACCGAUUUCGUAGUCAAAGCAGAAGUUAUCUCUAUGAGAGUUAACGUAUGUUUAGCUUGUUAUAUUUCAAACGGCCAUCUUACAACAUACAGUUUACCGAGUCUGAGACCUCUUUUAGACAUUGAUUUUUUACCACUUUCUGAGCUUAGUUUUCAGACACAAUCUAACAAAGGCAUAAUAGACCCAAUGUUAUCGAUUUGGGGCCAACAACUCAUUGUUAACGAGGAUACUGACCAAAUCACAAGAACCUUCAACUUCAGCAACAGAGGUCAUGGUUUAUAUUUGGCGUCACCUUCAGAAUUACAGAAGUUCACCUUAUGUGCGGAAUUUUGCUCAAACUUAACUGAAAUGAUUGGCGAAUUAUUCCUACCAACCGAAAUGCCUGAACCUCCUAAAGAAGGCUUCUUCAAAGGAUUAUUCGGAGGUGGAGUUAGAUCUUUAGACCGCGAAGAACUAUUUGGUGAAUCGAGUGGUAAACCCAGUAAAGCUGUAGCGAAACACAUUCCUGGUAACAUGCCCGAAUUGAGUCAGCGAGCGACUACUGCCAUAAGCGACGUCAGUAGAGCUCACAAAUUGAUGAUGGAAAGAGGAGAUAAACUCAAUCAAUUAGAAGAUCGAGCGGAAAAAAUGAGAAACGAAGCUGAGAAUUUCUCGUCAUCGGCACACGAACUCAUGCUCAAAUAUAAGGAUAAAAAAUGGUAUCAGUUGUGAAGUGCUUAUACUAUAGAUUUAAUUUUCAUAAGCGUGUUAAUAUUGGUAAAAAUGAAUGAAUUGUACAGAUUUUCGUACUAGGAUUGUAGUAUUUAAUAGUUUAUAGAAAAAAGGGUAAGUGACAAAUCAAUAUAAACAUAAUACGAGGAUAAUUAAUUGUGAAAUUAAUUAAUAAUGUCUAAGGGAAUUUAUUUUGUUUAACUUUAACUGAAGUAUUCGUCGAAAAUUAUUGGAAAAGAAACUUCACAUAUUUUUAAAAAUAUAGUCCAGUCAACAACGGUGAAAAUAGGCGAUUCAUCCAAAGUUGUUAUGCACGAUUUGUGCUUCCCGCUCGUUAGUUGUGAAAACUCACCCAUUCCAUUCCAAUUCAAAUGAAGAAAUAAACAUUUUAUAAGAUAAAUAAAUGGAUAAAAGAAAGGUAGAAAUGUGAAAAAUUGGGGAAAUUGUACUUGAAAGUUGUUUUCUUUCAUCAAUAUCGUUUAUUUUUCGAAAAAUCGUAUAGAAACAAACAAUUCGGUGAAAAAACUAACCUAACUUUAUUUGGAAGUGGGUCAAACCCAUUCGAUUAAUUGAUAUUUUUAAUAACUUUUCUCAUUAUUCCAGCGCAUUUAAUUUAAGAUAAAAAUGAAACUUAAGCUUAAAAACCAAAAUUUUAACACUUUUUGACCAAUGAAAAAAUCCAAAAACCAUAAAUUACCCGACUUGCCCCUGAAAACUGUACUUAAAAAUUGUUUUUUUUUUUAUAUUGUAUUUUUAUUCGAAAAGUUCAUACAAAAACAAACAGCUUGGAAAAAACCCAACCUAACUUUAUUUGGAAGUGUGGUCGAACCUAUUCGAAAAAUUGAUAUUUUUAAUAUUUUUUUUUACAUUUUUCCGGCGCAUUCAAGAUAAGAAUAAAGCUUAAGUUUAAAAACCAAUAUUUCAACACUUUUUUAACCAAUAAAAAAUCCAAAAAGCCAUUAAUUUUCCGUUUUGUCUCUGAAAACAGUACUUAAAAUUUUUUUAUUAAUAUUGUAUGUUUUAUUCGAAAAGUUUAUACCAAAACAUACAAUUUGAAAAAAACCGAACCCAACCUAAUUUGGAAGUGGGGUCAAUCCUAUUUUUGGUCAUAACAAAUUGAAAAACUGAUAUUUUUCAGGUUAGGUCAUGUUUUGUACUUUCCGAAGAACAAUAUGACAAAUUUUUGAGUAAAAGGUUAGGAAAAAAUAGGAAAAUUAUGUCUCCUGGAUUUUUUUAUUAUCCAAAUUUCUCUGUUUGCAAAGUUCCAAACUCACUUUUAACUUUAAUGCACCAAAAAUAUUAACAAAAUGAAAAAAAAAUCUAGAAAAUAUCAAUUUUUCGAUUUUUUACGACCAAAAAAAUGGUAGUCCCCAAACAUUUACCAAAUUGAAAUAGUACAUUUUAUAUUUUAGUAUGCAAAUUAUAAAUUUUUCAACAAUUCAACCCUUAUAAAAUCCAGCCUUAAGACUAAUUUUAAAGAAAAAAUCAUUUUUGAUAUCUCAAAAUAUCUCAACAGAAGAUACGUUUCGCACGAUUCGAUAACCAAAUUAUUAUCUUCAUAGACUGAAGGUAAACUACAAUUUACUACGCUCUUCAAACAGUGUAAUUGUAAGUGUUGGUGUCGUAACCACUUACUAUUUUCGACAUUUUCUCACAGUUUCGACUUAUUUAAAUUCGAAAAAAUUUCGGAUAUGAUUUUUAAUAAAUUGGACAUAUCAACUCCGGUUUAUAAUAUCUAGAUGUUAUCACGCCGCUCUGAUGAGACGCAUUAAACAUAGAAACUUGUCAGCAAUUACGAUCUUUAUUUUAAACGUUAUUUCAGAAGCUAGUUUUUCGAAUAUUGAUAAAAAAGAGUUUUCAAGGAUUAAAAAAAAUUAAGAAAAUCAUAUGUAUUUUUGAAAUUGUGAUUUCAAAUUUUUUUUGAAUACAUCUUGGGAACAUACACUUAUUUGUUGAUGAGAAAUAUUCAUUUUCAUGGAAAAUCUGUUGGCUCAAAUUGGUUUUUCCUUUGAAACAGACUAACUUUAUUUUCAUUAUAAAUCAGUCAAUUUUUUGCAAAAGACGUUUAUCAUAGUUCUUUUUGAACAUUUUUCAAAGCUGUAUAAGAAUGCUCCUGAAUAUUUUCUACAAAAAAUGGGAAAUUUUCCUAUCAUUUCACUUUGAAAUGUCUCAAAUUUUAAACUGUGAAUUGAGCUUUUUAUUUAACGAGGGAAUUCUGGUCAAAAUACCAGCAGGUUUGAUAGGGAAUAGCUAAAAAAUAUCUUCUGGGCUUAUAUUGCAUUUCCGAGAGAAAGUGGCACUCAUCCCCAGGCUAAAAUACAUAUCGACAUAAUAUAAUUUUUGAACCUUGAAGCAAUUACUACUUCGAGCCUGAAAGCUAAAAUCCUCUGAUGAAUGGACUAUAAGUAAUUUCGUUGUUUGUUCUAUUUUUGUACAUAUUUCAUGCAAAAAAAAAUUUCUCAUUUUUAAUUGUAAUAUUAUUGACUUGUCGCCUACUUUCAUUAGACCAAUAGGCAGAAAUUUAUUUAACUCUGCUUCGUUUCCUAUUAAAUGAAUCGACUUUAUUUUGUCUAUAAAAAAUUGUUUAAACGUCCACAAAAUCUAUUCACAAACAUUCAGUAAUCAUAAUAAAGUUUUAAAAGUAAACACAAGUCUAAAAACCAAACUACGGAUACAGAAUUGGAAUAUAAUGGGGUAACGAUAUAUUUCAACCCCAAAGUCUAUUAUUAAAAUCUGUGGGAAUUUAUAAACACCACAUGUUUUCGGAAUAUCAUCUCUAAUGAAAAAUAUAUCAAAUUCCAAUCAUUAUCCUGAAUUUUUCAAUAAAUGAAGUUUGCAAGGACAAUUUAGUGCCCUCGAUAUUUGAUUCUUCAAUGUUAUUUUUUUUUAAAUGUUUGCUCAAAAAAAAAUAGGUUGAUUUAUGCGGCAGUUAUGAGGAAUAUAAUUGAAUAAAUUUGAUUUUAUAUGCAAAUAUUGACAAAAUCUUUCUAAAACAGUUUUAAAUUCAAAAUGAUGGCCGCGAAUAAUAAAUUUAUAUAUAUUUUUCAAUAGCUGUUUAUUUUAUUUCAGUUUGCUGAAAUCAGGAAGAAUUGCAGUUCAAUAAGCAAUAUCAAUAAAAUAUUCAAAAUUUUUUUCACAUAUUCUAUAACGCUACAACUAUAAAUUUUUUUUCAGUUAUUUAGAGAUUUAUUGAUGAAAAAUUAAUUUUUACUUAUUAUCGUUAUAAAUUAUAAAAAGAUAGGUUUCCAAAAUUCAUUCAUCGAGAAAAAAGAAAAAGAUUAACACUGCUUUCAUUCCCGACGUUAAUUGGAGAUUUCUACCAUUACUAAUACUUAUAUAGUGCUUCAUGGUCGAACUCAAAUAUCUUCAUAUCCUUACAGGUGAGUAUCUGAAUCAUCCAGCUUCUGUUAAUUACCUAAAAGCGACACAACAAACUUGCCGAUCAUAUUUUGAAUAUUUAAACCUUUCCAUUGUAUGACAUCUUACGGAUGUCAAAUGUCAAACGUCAAUGAACACGUUGGUACUACUGGUAACAUGGAUCGUCUUCUACUUCUUAAUGCGUCUCUUGGGAUCUUUGGAACAAUUCUACUAUUCGAAUAUGUAUGUUUUUUAACAUACGCUUCUCUUAAUACGAUUUGUCAAUGACAUCUGAGGUUUUUUUCCAUUAUAAAUUAUAAAAAGAUGUCGAUGAUCAAGAAAAUUAUCAACACUGCUUUCAGUUGAAUAUUUAUCUGGUUAAUCCAGCUUUUGUUAGUGCUCUGAAAGUAGCACAAAAAACUCUUGCUGAUCAUAUUUUGUAUCUUUGAACUAUCAACAUCUGACCAACAUCUUGCGGUUGGUCAGAUGUCAAACGUUAACAAACGCAUUAGUACUAUUUGUAAUGUAGAUCGUCUUCUACUGUCUCGCGCUUUUCUUUGGAUCAGUUGUCUCAUUCGAAUAUGUAUGUUUUUUGACAUACACUUGUUUUUUACCAGAUUUCACAAAAAAGAUGGACUCAUAAAGUGAGUCACUCAUUUUUAUACUACCAUCAAUAUAGUUUCUUUAGAAAAAUGACUAUAAAUCAAAAAUCAAACGUGCCACUGACCUCAAUUAAACUGAAAAUAAAUCGUUUUUUACUUGCCAAAUGUAGACGAAGGGAUUAAAUACCUAAGUUAUGAUUAAAUUUCUGAAAUUUAAUAGAAAUAUAUUGUGUACUCUCAAAUAUGUUACCUUUUUUGUAAGUGGUUACAGAAAUUACAAUACUUCACAUUAAUUCAUACUGACAUGACAUUGUGAUUUCGUUAUGAGAUUUGGGCGGGAAAUUUGAAUUAAGAAAUGUUAUAAUAACCAAAAACUAGAGGUCGCUUUUUAAGUUACACUAAACAGAAUUUUCUUAACCUCGUAACUUUUCACAAUGUAAACGUGUAUAAAAAAUUGAGGUUAUGGUUGUGAAAAUUGCAAAAUAAUCUAGAAUUUUCUGAAGGAAUAUAUAUUCUUAGAUCAAAAUAUUCAAAAAAAGUUAUAAACAAAAUAAAGUAUGUUCAUUUGAUAUCUGUUUAUUUGCCCGUUGGUCUAUUCCUGAACUUCUUAAACUUAAUGCAAAUUGUGAUAUUCUAUUCUGCCUGUAAGGACAGAUUGCGAUGACUUUUAAACUACCCUAAAUGAUUUAUUACUGUCUUAAAAAGUAGCAUCUAAAAAAAUUGUUUGGGUAUGGUAACCUCGAAAAUUUUUAUUAUCGCUACCAAAUAUGUCUUUAAUCAUGAAUAAUGCACAGGUUAGAAUAAUAAAUCAUCAAGAUUAAUAGAUUAAUAGAUUUUCAUAUUUCACAUUUUCAAAAACUUGCCCAUUAAAGUUACUGGUACCAAAUCCUGUCAUUGGACAUUUAUACUGUCCUCUUCAAGCUGAGGGGGUUGAAUAUCUUGGACUUAACUAAUGAAUUCUUACGAAUUUGCAGCAAAACUUGCUUUUCAGAGCUAUUUUAAAACUCUACAGCACAUAUCUUAAGAUAUGGAAUGGUAUUGAAACGAGACAUCGAUUCAACAUACAGUGUUGUCUGAAAGAUAUUAACGAAAAAAAAAUUAUUCGGAAUUUAUACAACACUGAAAAAAGUUUUGUACAUAAACACUAAUAUAUAAUGUGAAAUAAUAUGAAAUAUCUAGUUUUCAUUAUAGAAAUAUAAGAAAUUCAAAGUAUUAAAAGAUGACAAGAUUUAGAGAGAAGGAGUCAGUUUUGGGCAAGCGGUGAUUAGUUGUCUUAGCUCGACAAAAUGUCAGCGUAUUCUUUCAACCUUGUUGUGCAAUGGUCAACAAAGCACCAAGUCACAGAGUUGCGCUAAACUCCAUAUAGUCCCGACGUAGAUCCAUGAGGCGUUUGGGUUUUCCAUAGAUUAAAAACGACAUUCAAAGGACACCGGCUUGAUAAUGGAUUGUUAUUAAUAUUCUGAAGAAAAAUUCGUGAACUAAGUUCUAGGACUAUAUCAGGAAGUGGAAAAACUGCUUGGAACGUGUUAUUGAAUCAAAUGAAGGGUUCACAUUUAGAGAAUAACUCAAACUUCGUAUGUACAUGACUAUGAUGAUAUAUUGAAAAGGGAUAAUUCCUAUCAGUUGAUAAGAAUAUUAAUCCCUAAUAAAAAGCAGAAUUUGUUAAGGUUUAUGAAUUAUCAAAUUGAUCUAAUUAAUAUUCCAAAUGUACAAUCAUCUGUAUAGAACCUGUGUAUAUCAUAGUUAUUUAUGCAAUUUUUGGUAGCCUAUAAAAAAUUUUCUUCUAAUACCAUUUUAUACUGAAAAUUUUUCGUUUAUAAUCUUGAAUUUGGAAAAAAUACCAGUUACCAGUGUGGUUUCUCAUUUACAUGAUUUGACUUGGAAGUAUUGACCAAAGUUUUGUUUUUUCAGUCAUAAUAAAAACACUCUUUACUACUCUAACACUAUUACAUCGGUCUUGGUUAUAAACCAAUUUGGCUCGAAGAACCAGAUAAUGUAAUUAUGAAUGUUGAUCUAGUGCUAGAAAUUUCCAAUAAUUUUGAAAUUUUUUUAUGAAAAAUCAUUCUCUUUCCCCGCCUACUUGAACAUGCUCUUCUUUCUAACUCUAGCUCUAAGUAGUAGUAUUGCAUAUUUCCUAUUUUCACACAAUCUUUUUCUUUCAUAUUUGUUAAUAACUUUUUUCGUUGUUCUUAAUAAACUAUAUCAAUUUUCUCCAUUUUAUAAUAUUGAAUUAAAAAAAAUUAUUGUUUCCAUCAUUCUGAAUAAACUGUUCACUACCCUCCACUAACACUAUUACAGUGGUUCUUCGAACCGGAAAAGAACCAGCGACCUACAGCUCAAAGGCCCAGAUAAUGUAAUUGGAAGUGUUAAUGUAUGUGUAUUAAAUAAUGUAUUCAAUGAUUCGAGUAAUUUCGAUUAGUUUUGAAACAGUUUUAUGUAAAAUUUGAUGACAAGAAAUCAUUUUCAUCAAGAAAACUUCACUCUUUUUUGUUGUACUUUGAUAUUCCAGUAUAAGAAUUGUUUCUCAGUUUUCAUCCAUCGAGUAUUUUCUCUUCUUGGACAACUUUUUAAGUUUCAUAUUUGUUAAUAGUUUUUUCGUUAUUUUUAACAAACUUUUCAUUUUACCUAAUUUUAUAAUCUUAAAUUGAAAAAAUUUUUUCCAUAAUUCAGAAUAAACUGUUCAGUAUCCUUUAUUAACAAACUAUUAAAUUGCUCCUUCGAGCCGUGUUAUGAAUCAGCUAUUUCCGGCUCGAAGAACCAAAUAAUGUAAUUGUUGAUUUUCAAUAAUUUGUAUUUAUGUGAACUUUGUUAGAGUUUAGAAAUUAUUUGGAAAGCGAGAUCUUACUCUUCUUAAUUUCCAGUAUUUCCUCAUCUUGCACAAUCUGGCACAAACAAAAAUUGUUAUUUAAAUCAUCUCAAUAAAUUACUUACUACCCUACACUAACACACUAUUACAUUGGUCCUUCGAGCCGGGACAAAACCAGCGAACUACGACUCGGAAGACCAGACAAUGUAAUUGAAAGUAUAGAGGUAGUAGGUAAUGAAUAGUGUAUUCAAUGAUUUCAGGCUCAUGUUUCUCAACAUCAAUUUAAUAACUGUCUUUUGUUCUUUUUCUGUCCCACUCUGGUAAUCUGGUCUUCAAUUAUAAUUGUUUCCACGUUUUCUGUCAUGGACUUUUUCCUUUUGCAUAAUCUUUUUUCAACUUUCAUAUUGAUUGAUAGUUUUUCCAUUAUUCUUAAUAAACUAAGUUAUUUUUUAUAUUUUUUAAUUUUGAAUCAAAAAAAAAAUGUUUCGAAUAAACAUUUCACUACUCUACACAAUAACGUUGGUUCUCCGAGCUGGAAAAAACCAGCUACUUACGGCUCGAAGGACCAGACAAUGUAAUUUUAACUGUUGUAGGAUUCCAAAAUAGUUUUUAAACGGUUUUAUGGAAAAUAUAAUUUGGAGAGGCAGAUCUUGUUCUCUGUCCUUCUUUUGCCCCAAUUUUCCAACAAAUUUUUUUCCUCUAGUACAUUUUACAAAUAUUUCUUCAAUUUUAUAUUCAAAUUCCUUUUUUGCUAAUGGUGUUUGAAAUAUGCCAUUGAAAUUCCUUAUAAUUUCUGAUUUUUAUGUCCCACUAUUUUCGAUUUGUGAAGUUAUUGUAUACAGGGCGAAAUGAUAACACUUAAUUUAUCUAUAAUCUUCAGCAAUCACUAUUAAAGACCACGGACCUUAUAUAAUUUGUAUAACUAUAUUAAGGUUAUCAUUUUAUUGUGUAAAAAUACGCAUAAAAGGAACAAAUGUGGAAAUUUGGUUAAAAAUAUGCAAUUGAUCAACAACAAGAUACCCAUUUCAAUGAUUCUCCAUAUCAUAAGAGUAAUUUUCCUUUACUAUAACGUUAUAGUUCGAGAAACUGAGUUAACUGGUAAUUUAAUUGUUAUUUCGCAUGUAUAUAAUCCGCUGUAAUUGUAGAAAAAGAAGUAGUGAAUGUAAAUAUGUACUAAAUUUGUUCUUUUUAUCUGAUGAAAAAAAAACAUGUUAUAAGUAUUUGGAAGACAAUAAGGUAUGUUUAAAAAGCUAUUUUUUCAACGGUACAGCUUCUCUAAACUUUUUUUGUUAUUUCAAUUAUUAUAGAUUAUUUUACAGGAAAAAACCAGUUUUUUCUUGCUACAUAAUUAUUUAUAUCGACAAAGUAAAAUGCAUAUCAGUAAGACUAUCACAUGAAGUUGUUAAUUUCAGAUUUUUAUCCAUACUGUUGAUACAAUUUAUAGUUUAUAUUAUAUAUUUCAACAAUAAAAGAGGUAUAAACAAAGAAAUCUGGUUUUACAAUUAUUAAAUCGUAUUUUUUGGAAAACUGAUAUUUAUUUAGGCAACAAAACAUACACUUGCCACUGAACAAAAAUUUAAAAAUCGAAAGUGUACUUGGAAAUUACAUUCUAAAUAUUGGCAAACAUGUGGCAUUAGUAAUGCUUUCAAACAAAAACUAUAUAUGUGUAACAGGAAUCAUCAGUCUUAAAUCUGGGGAAAUAACAUUCAGAACGUUGGCAGCUAUGUGGCAGUAGUUAUUGUAAAUCUAACCAAUCAAUAUGGAAUCAUUAAUUGUGUAUCUGGGGAAAUCAUAUCUUAAACGUUGACAGUCGUGUGAUAUCAGUAGUGACAAUUGCAGUUGUUGAACGAAAACUAAGUGAAAGAAAGUGUAAUUAGAAUCAUUAUAACAUUCUGAAUUUUGACAGAAUUAAAUAUUGAAAGUGUUAUUGGGAUUAUUACUCGUAUAUCUGGUGAAAUUACCUUCGAAACGUUGACAGCCUUGUGAUAUCAGUAGUGACAAUUGCGAACAUUAAAUUAAAACUGGGUAUUGUAAGGGUAAUUGGAAUCAUUACUUGUAAAUCUGGGGAAACUUACCGUCAUUAUUGGGAGCAUUUGCAGCGUUGUCAAAUUAUUCAUGGAAUAUGGAAAUUAAAAGAAAAAGCUGAAGCAAAUAAAAAGCUUUAACGUUUGAAAUUUCACAAUAUAUUUAAAGAAAACUACAGAAGUAUAUAAUUUUCUUCUAAUAUAGAGUCGAGUUUUUACUAUUUGUGUUUUUUUAUCAAAUUUAUGAACAGCUUUCACGAAAUAAGAAUUACUACAAUAAAAAUCUACUCAGUUACUAUAUUUUUUGAUAAAUAAAUAUGAAAAAAUGAAAACACGAACAAAAUAAAAUAGGUUUCGAUAUUUUCGAAAACCAAAACUGGCAUUAAAGGAAUCAGUAUCCUGUGAAACGUUAACAUACUAAGAAAAUAAUUUAUUUAUAGACAAAUAUAUAAAAUAUGAAAAUUGAAUGUGUAAAAUAAUUUAUUUAUUGGGCCAUUCGAAAAAUUGAAUGAAGAGAUGCAAACUAUCCAACAUAAAAAGUAACUAAAACAAUAAGGACCCCCAGUGACUCGAACAUAGCCUAUAAAUUCCAAAUAUUUUAACAUUUAUCGAGUAAUCCUUGUCAGUUGUUACUCGUUAAAUAAAAUCCAUAGUAUCAUUCUAAAUGUUGGUAACAAUGUGACAUUGUUUUUCAGUGUUGCAUGAUUUAUAGUUUUCAAAAUUAGGUAAUUAAGUCAGUAGAUCUUAUUUUGGUGUUUCUGGACAACGAUCCAUCAUAUCUUCGGAGCCGGUUGUGAUAAUGCAACUCAACAAAGUAUGAAUAUCCAACGUUUAAUUUGAAGAUUGAAUUGAAAUGAAUUAGGCCUGAUUUUGAAGAAUAUCUGUCAUAUAUUUGCAUCGAUAGUGAUAAUGCAUUGAAAUCAGGUCUAAAUAUUUAACGUUUGAUUUUAUUGAGUGAAAUUAUAUUCUCAACGUUGGUAAUCAUGUUUAUUUUCAGUUUUAUAAGAUUUAAUUGCUUGAAAAUCAGACGAUUACGCCAAAUCUUAUUUUUGUGAUUCAAACAUUUUCAAAUUUUGUUGGAAUUGGAUGUAAUAUAAUUAAGUUACAACACAAAACGUGGAAGCGAUGCUAAACUUUCGUUAUAUUAUAUAAUUGCAAACUCAUCUAAAUAAUGUUUACUAUCAGCUUUAGAUAAAAUUAUCAAAAAUUAGUUCUUAGAAAGAUAUUGUGACACAUUGAAAAUCAGUUCAUUCCACAAGAGAAUAUUCUUGAUUUUAUAUUUCAUUUAAAACUUUCAGCUUCAUCAAUUUCUUGAUAAUAUAUGUUGUCUAAAUGAAUAUCUGUUUAUCCAGGACACAAUUGUACGUUUUUAUUGGAACAAUUGGCUUCACCAUUCUUUCCAUAUUUGCAAAUGAUAAAUGCCGAGAAGGCCUAACGCUUUCUAAUUGUUUAAUGUCUUCCUAUUUCCGCAUUUAUAAUAUAUAUUGCCAAAUGUACCUAUAACCGAUUGAAAAUCAAAUAAAUAUGUGAAUAUAUGUUAGUAUCCUAUAGAUACCAGGCCGUAGGUAGAUAAAAAAGAAGAAUUCGGUUAGUGACAGAAAUAAAUUUGAUUUUCCUACGCAUGAAUGAGCUGACACAAAAUAGCGUACAGCAAAGACAUUAUCCUACAUUUUUUUGUCUUAUUAUAAAAAUUGUGUCUGUCUCAUUCAGAUCUCUAUAAGUUUAAAAAUAUAUUUUUAUAUAGGGUGUACCAACAGUAACAACUCAAAUCUUGAGCUCGGAAGCCAGCUCAAAAACUGUCACAUAUAUAAUUUUUUAUCUAAGAGUUUAUUGUGUAUUCAUUUAAGUUUGAAACUGAAUUGAAUUUUUUGUGUUCUUUUUUCGUAUUAAAAAACUUGAAAUCACCUUACAACAACGGUUUUACCCGACAUACGAACUACUUUUCAGCUUAUUUCAUACUGUUAAAAAACACCAGUUAUUCCAAAUUAUAACAACCUGCUUUACCUACUCUGAUCUGUGGUAGUAAACUGUAUAUUAUUGAAGUAAGCCUUACCAUUGCAACAAUAGAUAGCGCAAUGUAUAUCUCUAAUAGGGUUGUUAAUGACAGUUGGACUCGUACCUAACCUUUGAAACAUACAGUUAUCAAUAUUUUCUGUUGUGUUAAAUUUAUUUUCUUCAUAUUCAAUGGAGUUUUACUAUAAAAUGAAAGCUUUUUAUUUGAAUUAAUUUUGAAUUAAUUUUACAUGCUUCUCUAUAAUUCUACUCUACACAUUCACCUUAGUUUCCUUCGAUUUUUUCAUUCACUACCUUUAUUUAGAUUAUCCUAAGUCUUUUCGCCUUUCUGUCUACCUGGUUUCCACUCUAUGAGUAACUUAGUUUCAUAUCCGCUUUUCUCUCCACGUUUUCAGACUGGACUAGUUGUUAAUCUUCGAUUAUUAUAUAUUUGGUUUCCAUGACAUUUCUGAACUGAAAACUUCGGUGGAUGAAAUCUAGAGAACGAUCAACUCCAAUAUGGGAGUAGAAGACUGACAUCAAAGAGAAAUGUGAAGGACAAGAAUAACGAAUACUUUUAGGGGAAUAUAGUGCAGAAGAAGGUGUUUCUGAUCCUCUCAUUUGUGAUCGUCUUCAUUCUGAAUCUUCCCAGUGAUUCUUACCAGAAAUCAAUUUUUUCAACUCUUUAUUCCAUACCCAUUUCUACUUUCUCUAUAUUCUUUACAGUAGUAUUGUAGAUUCUGUUUUCAAUUGUCCCCAUGUUUCUAUCGCCUUUCUCGUCACCACUUCUGUCUUCGACUGUUUCAUCCAAUGAUAUAAUUUGUUUGGUAGAUUCAUUUCCAGAUGUUUGUAGUACUUUUUCACCACUGUCCACUAUUUAAUGAAAUUUAUUUUUAUGUAAACAUGGUUUUAUCGAGAUUAACUUCUAAGUCUCAUUUUUAAUAUCGUUAUAAAAUUUUUUGGGUCAAUAUCUUCAUCAUUUUACGGUAUCCCCACUAUGUAUAUCUGGUUUGUAAAGCUCAAGGUGUAAUAUCUCUCUACUUCUCCUUCCGCAAUGAUUAUCCUUCUGUAAAUUCUGUUUUUAAUUGUCUCUAUUUCCAAGUAUUCUCUUAUUGCCUUUCUUCUCAUCAUUUCAAUCUUCAACUGCUUCAUCCUACGAUAUUCUUUGUUUAAUAGUUUCACUUCCGGAUUUUUCUAGAACUCUUUGAUUCCUAUCUACUAUUCAGAAGAAUAUCUUUUAGUGUGUGUACAUGGUUUUAUCCAGAUUGAAUUCCAGGUCCCACUUCUAAUCAUUAUAGAAGCUUUCGGGUCAUAGAAUCUUGCGAUAUCACUACUACUCCGCAAAGCUCAGGAUGUAACUAUUGUUUUUGAAAAGUUGUAAACCCUUUACUUUCCUCCCUUAAUGAUUAUUCCAUGAAUAGUUUUAACAAAAAAGUGUUCAACUUCUCUAUUUUUGAAGCACCCAUCGUUUAUCGUCUUUUCUAAUUUUUUUCUCCUAUUUUCAUUAUCCCCUCAACAGCUACUUCUUAGUGUUUAGGUAAUUUAAUUUCCAAUCCGCGUGUUGUUAUUUACUGGUAAUAUUUGGAACAAUUUAGUCCAGUGUCUGAACGUGUCACUUCUGUAUUUGAUAUACAUCUCCAGGCUCAGAAUAUUUUCGUUAUUCAGAAAACGUAUCUCCAACUUUUUUUCUGCUAUUUUCAUUACACUAUAUUAUACUAUAUUUUCUUAUUGUUCUUCAUAUGGUUUUUAUUAUUUUCCAACUUUGAGUAUCCGUUGUUCCUUGUAUAUAUAAAUGCAUUUUUUCCCAAACUUCAUAUUAGAAUUGGUGUUCUGUUUUUUGCAACCAUAUCCCUAAUACCUUCCACGAUGGUCUCAUUUCUCCAACAGGGUUUCAGUGUUCUCAUUUUCAUAUACAAUUCCCAGCUGUCAUACUUAAUUCGGAAACCUUUCUACCCUUUCAGGUGAAAAGCAUGCUGAAGAUGAGUCAUAACGUGGCCUCCUUUUUCCAUAGCAGUUUUCUUUCUUUCCUUACCUGUCUUUUGUUUUAUUUCCUGCCAUCUUAUUCUUUGAUUUUUUUAAAUUUUUUCUGUCCAGCUCCUUCUAGGUCUUCCUUUCUUUUUCUGUUAGUUUGUGCUUCAUAUAUCUUUCGUAUUUUCAUUUUCAUAACAUGGUCAAACCAUCUUAAUUGUUUUUCUUCGGUUUUAAAUUCAAAUUUCAUCUUAUAGUGUUAUUCCUUAUUUCGUCGUAUCUCGAUUUAUUCGUUAUUUUUCUUAGCAAUCUCAUUUAUGUACUGUAUAUUUUGCUUUUUUUUCUGUGUAAGUGUCAAUGUCCCUGAUCUGUAUGUCAAUAUGAGUGUGGUUAUUUUUUAUAUAUUUCUGUUUUUAUAUGUUUUAGUUAAUCCCUUUUAAAGCUUUUGACCAGGUCUAUAUUUGAUUCUUCUAAUUUUAUGUGUCUUCUUUCGGUUUGCUUUCAUCGACUUAGUUUUGUGUUGGUCUAUUUUCAUAUUCAUUAUCAUUGUCAUUGUAUAUUUUUAAGUUGUAUGAAUUCUUUCUUAUACUUAUUGAGCUCUUCUGAGUUUUUUCAAAAACAGGGUUCCCUCUAACUUUUUAGCAAAUUUGAGAUUGAAAAACAAUUCAUAUCAAUUUACCAAGUAUAAGGGUGGUUAUAGAAAAAGUCUAUUAUUUUACCCGUCCAAAAUAUUUUUUAAAACAGGUGAUAUACUAUCAUUAGUUACAAUGCUUUUUAUUGUGAUUAUAUAAGUGGUUGGUACACCCAAUAAUAUUCAAUAUAUUGAAAACGCUGUUGUUUUUGAUUUUACAGAAUUUAGAAGUGGGAACAAUUGUUAUAUAACAUUAAAAAUAUAUUAUUGUAUAAAUAAACAUUUUGCUUCGUUCAAAUAAAAAUGUCCUAUGUUUUGUGAUAAUUUCUAAGUAUUUAGUUCCCAUUUCAAUUUAACUUGUUAAGCUAUAUUAGUAAAUAAAGAAAGUAUAUUACUGUUCUAUUAAUAAACGAGAAUUUGUUUAUAAUA
Messenger RNA from Diorhabda sublineata, 18384 nucleotides. It is a transcript of the gene Tomosyn, whose product is annotated as syntaxin-binding protein 5. The transcript is spliced from 22 exons. The coding region runs from base 478 to 4575 and encodes 1365 amino acids. Gene Ontology annotation, biological process: regulation of exocytosis; regulation of protein secretion. Gene Ontology annotation, molecular function: syntaxin binding; GTPase activator activity; myosin II binding. The record is from RefSeq and is a predicted model, not a curated record. Lineage: Eukaryota; Metazoa; Arthropoda; Insecta; Coleoptera; Chrysomelidae. Gene Ontology annotation, cellular component: plasma membrane; SNARE complex; cytoplasm.